AUGCCUGGUGUUGGGACUGAUGAACAACUUCAGAAAGUUCGCAAUUUAAUGCAACCAAGCAUGAAACAAUUACAAGAAGCUCAAAUGAGAGGUGCUACUAGCAGACCAAGCAUGUCUAGUGAUUCACAAUAUAAUGGAAAUGCUGUGAAGCAGAGAGAAUCUCCACGUCGUGGUUGGCAGUCAGGUGGUGCUCAGAGACCCUUGUCUUCCAUUACAUCUGUAUCUCCUGCAGGAAGCUGCUCUAGUUCUUUCCAAGACCCAGCAAACCCAACAGAUUCAACUACUACAUCUAAAAUAUUUGAGGAUUCAGGAUUAGACACUGGCUGGAGAUUAUCAACUGGAUCGAACAAUAGUAGCAGUUACAGCAGUCCACCUGGAUCUAGCCGACACAGUUUGGUUGAGGAGAGGGACCAAACCACAGACAAUUCAGAGCAAGAAACUGAUUGGUCCAAGCCAUAG
Acanthosepion pharaonis is the source of this 459-nucleotide messenger RNA. The record is from the annotation of a GenBank genome assembly. Lineage: Eukaryota; Metazoa; Mollusca; Cephalopoda; Sepiida; Sepiidae.